Ogataea philodendri is the source of this 384-nucleotide messenger RNA. RefSeq lists its product as uncharacterized. The record is from RefSeq and is a predicted model, not a curated record. The transcript has a single exon. Lineage: Eukaryota; Fungi; Ascomycota; Pichiomycetes; Pichiales; Pichiaceae. Bases 1 to 384 code for a protein of 127 amino acids.
AUGAAUCCAACCAGUGCAUCGGGAGGAAUCAGGUUCAUGGCCACAAUGAGGUUCUCUUUCAGGGAUUCGAGUCCCUCGACGUCCAAACAAAGAUCCACCACGAACACAAACACGUACGGCUGCUGGGUCGCCGGCGGCGGCAAGAUGUACUCGAUGUUUUCAGCCUCGGGACGGGUCUGGAAAGGCAUUUCCACCAGCUGGGGGUGGAACUGGUUGCGGGUCUUGCAAAUCGGACACGACCAGGUUCGCGUAUUGAGAUCUGGCUGGCAGUACGGGUUGAGGAUGGCCUUGCACGCGCGACAAACUGUUGGGGGUCCUUCCAACAACAAGGGAGUGUCUGUUGGUCUUAAGGGCUGGUACAGGCACGAGAACGGCACGACGUAG